Molecule: messenger RNA, 1258 nt
Organism: Aspergillus nidulans FGSC A4
Lineage: Eukaryota; Fungi; Ascomycota; Eurotiomycetes; Eurotiales; Aspergillaceae
Exons: 3
Coding region: 1-1116 (371 amino acids)
Source: RefSeq, a predicted model, not a curated record
AUGCAACGGUGUUUAAUGCUUGCUGGCAAGCAGCCUGCGUAUCCAGUCAGUAAUAAUAAUGGCCCAUCCACCUCAAAUUCGGCGGCACCGUCAUCCCUAGAAGGAGUUAUCGUUCCUUCAUCACAACCUUUGCCCCCCGAAGAGCGUGACCUCGCGAUCCGAAUUUUUGACGAGAUUACUCUGCACUUUGAGCGUUCCCAGGAAACUGACAGCGGUUAUAAACCGAUCACUCUUAUCAGACUCAUGAAACACGAAGUCUCAGAGACAGACGAAUUCUUGAGCUUCUUUUUCUCCUUUACCGGGCAAGAUCUACUUGACGAGGAGGAUGGAGGAAUCGGUCUUGAUCGAAUCUUAUUACACCUUGCUGGUUUUUCUAACUGGUCAACUGAAGAGCAAGGCACUUUAAGCGAAAGUCUCGUUACAUUUGCCAAGUAUCUGGUGGACAAUUUCUUCCUACCCCUAAAAGCAUUAGCAGCUAAAACCCCUCAACCUACCCCUGCCUCCUCCCGGUCCAAACUGCACGAACUCGCCAUUGGAACCCCUCAACGCGUUUCGAACCUUCGAAAAGACUGUCUUCGUCGUGACCGCCACCGAUGUGUUAUUAGUCGGAAAUUCUAUGCCCAAGAAGCCCAGAAUCGAUAUAAGCGAGAUGGGCGUGAUGUGAAGGAUGAUGAUGGCAAGUCACUACUACCAGAACGCGAUAUCAUGGCGUAUCUGGAAGUUGCGCAUAUAAUGCCCCACUCCCUUAGGUCAAUUACCAGCGGAGGGAGUGAAGGGAGACUUUUAUUCGGUAACUUUGAAAUUGCAUUCGAGCCGGUUGACUCCCAACCGCACACCUACAGAAUUAACUACAUAGAUUCAGACCGCAUGGGCCGGGUCGAAAAGCUCCCCGUCACUGUUAGCCUCUUCAUUACACCCAAUCGGGAUGUAGAGCCGCCUUCGCCUGAACUUCUUAGAAUCCAUGGUGCUAUUGGACGCAUCCUCCAUCUCAGUGCCGCUGGCGAGUAUAUCGAUGAGUUCAUUAGAGAUCUAGAAGAGAUGGAGAGUGGUGAAGUGAUGCAGAACGGAACUACUCGUCUUGAUGAUUAUGUUCGGUUUAGGGUUUCCUACAGCUAGGUAGUCCUCUCUAUCUUCAUCGUCUUGGUCCCUGCAUUAUGCCAGGCUCAUCGUGUGGAGGCACUUUGACGAAACAAAGCUAAAUGGGUGGAGACUGCGGUGCACCAGAGUGUCGGGAAUCCGGCUUUGUUGAAUCCGUCAA